AAUAAAUGUCAAAUAAAAUAGAAGAGGAGAAAGUGCCUGCUUAACAACCACAACAAAUACAAAAAAUUUUUGAUGAAGAUGAUGAUGAUUUUGAAGAAUUUGAAUAAGAAGGUAACUAUUAUUAUAUGAUAAAUUAUAGAUUUGGAAGUGAAUCAUGAUUUGAAAAUUGAUAUCAAAUAAUGGAGAGAGGAUUGGGAUGAUGAGGAUUUGACAGAUGAAUUUUCAAUUUAAUUGAAAUAAGAAUUAGCCCAAAAAUGAUAUAUAAUAUUAAAAAU
Molecule: messenger RNA, 275 nt
Organism: Paramecium primaurelia
Lineage: Eukaryota; Ciliophora; Oligohymenophorea; Peniculida; Parameciidae
Source: the annotation of a GenBank genome assembly